Messenger RNA from Penicillium cinerascens, 816 nucleotides. RefSeq lists its product as uncharacterized. Lineage: Eukaryota; Fungi; Ascomycota; Eurotiomycetes; Eurotiales; Aspergillaceae. The record is from RefSeq and is a predicted model, not a curated record. The coding region runs from base 1 to 816 and encodes 271 amino acids. The transcript has a single exon.
AUGACUCUCUCCUACCACCACGCCAUCUCCGUCCUCCAACUAAUUAUCUACCUUCCCUCCAUCUUCCUGGCCGCAUUCCUCGUCUACCGCCAUGGCCUCCGCACAAACAGCGGCUUCAUUUUCCUCACAACCUUCUCUCUGACCCGCGUCGUCGGCGCAUGCUGCGACCUUGCAUCCAUCAGCAACCCAUCUACGGGUCUCUUCACCGCCGCCGCAAUCUGUAGCGCCGUUGGAUUGUCCCCGUUGAUGCUUGCAUGCGUCGGCCUCCUCUCUCGAGCCAACUUGUCCAUCCAGCACACAACCAGCCGACCGGCCCUUCCGUCGACUGCUUUCUCCCUUUUCAGAAUUCUCACGGUCGUCGCAAUGGCAAUCAGUAUCGCCGGCAUCACUGCCAACAUGUCUGCGGAGGGACUUGCACAUCCCGAUAUCAAGACCAAGGUCGGCAUGAUUCUCUACCUGGUCUCAUGGGCGGCUAUGGUCCUCAUCCUUCUGGUCGUCACCAGUCGGCGCAGCUCUCUGGAGCGCGGCGAGCACCGCACUCUGUUGGCAGUUGCCAUCUCUUCGCCGUUCAUUUUGGUCCGCGUCAUCUACGCAACCCUCAUUUGGUUCUUGCACAACGGUACCUUCAGCAUACUCAAUGGCAAUGAGACUGUGAUCCUGGUCAUGUCGGUUCUGGAAGAGUUUGUUGUUGUUAUUGUCUGUCUUGGUGUUGGCAUGACUUUGCGUGUCCGUAGCACGCAGGGCAGCCGGAGUAAGGGUGAGGAGGCUGCUAUGCCUGAUUAUCCCUCCAAGCCGUUGGAUGUGACGGACUCAUAA